UUUUGUGGAAAUAUUGUGGGAAGAAUGGAUGGCGUCCGCCAUUAUGGACGGAGAAAAACGUUCUAAGAAGUCGAAGUUAAGAGUUGUUUUAGACGUUGUUCCUGUGCUCGAAAAUCAUCAAAAUGUCAUGGAUUAACAUCAAAGGAUUCCGAACUCUUUCGAGGAACAAAAGUUCCCGUGUAAACGGGCUUUUAAACUCGCACCGAGCCGUUUUUUCAACGAGCCUCGUGUUCGUAGGGACUUGUGACGGUUGUACUCAUGAGUAAGUUGUCGUUUAGGGCUAGGGCGCUGGACGCCUCAAAGCCCAUGCCCAUAUAUUAUAUGGACGAUGUUCCUGAAUUUCAGGAUUUCACUACUAUUAAUCGGGCAGUUCCCCAAAUGCCCACUGGAAUGGAAAAAGAAGAAGAAUGUGAACAUCAUCUUCAGAGAGCCAUUUCAGCUCAACAAGCAUAUGGGCAUACGGGGGAACUUGUCAUACCCACACCAGAAGUAUAUAAUGUUCCAAAAAAUAUCAAAGAUGAAUUAUAUCCAGCAACCUAUAAAAGUUCUCGACAACUUAUUCAUGUACAGCCCUUCUCAAUGGACCAAGACAUACCGGACUAUGAUAUUGAUUCUGAGGAUGAAAAAUGGUUGUCGCAGCAGGCUGAAAGGUUGGAUAUAAGACCUUUGCAAUACGAAGAAAUGAUGGAUAGGUUAGAAAAAAGCAGUGGGCAGCAAGUUAUCACUUUAAAAGAAGCCAAACUUCUUCUAAGGGAUGACGAUGACAUCAUCAUUGCUGUUUAUGACUACUGGUUAAAUAAAAGACUAAGAACUCAACAUCCUCUAAUACCUCAAGUAAAAACAGAGAAACGUGAUGGGUCAACAAAUAACAAUCCUUAUGUUGCCUUCAGGCGGCGGACAGAAAAGAUGCAAACACGAAAGAAUCGAAAAAAUGAUGAGGCGUCCUAUGAAAAGAUGCUGAAACUUCGUAGGGAUCUUAGUAGAGCUGUUACAUUGCUUGAAUUGGUGAAACGUAGGGAAAAAACUAAACGAGAAUUGCUGCAUUUGACAGUGGAGAUAAUGGAAAAAAGGUAUCAGGCUCAAGAUUUCAGUGGUCAGUUACUAGCAGAAGUGUCUGCAAUCAAGCACCAAAGGCAGAGCUUCAUUCCUGUAAAUAGUAGUCAAGUUGUAAUUAAACCAGAAACACGGGUAACAAAAAGCAAGCCAGUUAAAGGUGCUCCUGCAAAGAAGAGACAGUACAAGAGAAAGAAGCCUGAUAGUACUUUAUCCAAGAUGACAAUAUCAAACAGUCAUGGUCUUGAUCUGAAUGUGGGCGAUGUUGUCAGUUCAGAAGAAGACGCUUUGUCAUUGAGUCAGUCAGACCAGGAUGAUGACAAUGACCCCGAUGGACCUUAUGCAUUUAGGAGAAAGAAGAAUUGCAACUACCAUGAACCUCGCCUUGAAGGUCUGGGUAACUGGCCUUGGUGCAGUGCUGAAGAAGGUGGCUCUGAAGAUAAGAGGUAUAGGUUUUGUCUGACAUCCAUACCAAAUUCUCAUAACCGACCAUCUUGUAUUGGGUUUGCAAGGCGGCGAAUUGGUAGAGGUGGAAGGAUUGUAUUUGAUCGGGCAUGGUCACCGCUUGAUGACCAUUUGUCUGAGCUGGACAACAUAGCGCUGUCUCCUCCAAACGGUCUCUCCUCAAGUAAUGAGCUCAUAACAGAAAUUAGAACUGAAUGGAAAUUCUUCCGACCAAAGACCUCCUCAGCAUCGAAUACCGAAAGUGAAAACCCAGACAAUGGGAAUGGAGCUUCCAAUGAAUUCAGCAGAUGCAGGGCUGAAAGCUCAACCAAUAAAACUCUCACAAAUGAAAAUCCUGUUGUGGACUUUGUUAAAAAUUAUCUAAAUCAAGAGGAUGAACUCUUUGAAAUGCAAAGAAAGCAGCUGGAGCGAUUAAAACCUGAUGAAUCACAGUCUAUUGUUCUAUUAGAUUCUGAUCAUUCCUAUUCAUCUCUACCCACCUCAUGCUUCAAUGUAGCACCAACACCCAGCAAACCUUUAGCUCAGUAUCAUCUUGUAUCUGCUGAAUUCUGUGAUGAGAAUGAUUCAUCAAACAUUUCUGUUCAAACUACUACUUCUGCCCCUUUAUUACAACUCCUCGAUACCUCCAGUAUUACAUCUAAUGUUGGCAAGGUGGCACUGACUAAUGGGCCGGUUGUGGAGAAGGGAGGUGAUGGUCUAGUGAAUGACAGCAGUACUCUGGAGAGGCAUCGUAAAGAGAUUUUGGGCACGAGUAUAGAAUCCCUUGUGAAUUAUUCCCAAAAUUCCGUAGUAAACUCGUGCUUACCGGCAGUACCGUCCAUUGACCUUGGAGGUGGGGCUGCUAGCCAUUCUAGUGACACUAUCCAUGUGAUAAAUUCAAAAACCUUUAGCACUCCACAGUCAGCUUUGAGGUUCUCCAAUAUAGAACAAAAUGGAAAUGAAACGAGGUUAAAGCAAGAGUUAUUCCUAACGAAAGUGAAAGUGGACAAAGUGACAAGUGAAAGCAGUGUGUCUAUGGAUGUGACAUGACACUUCCUUUCAUUGUCUAUAAUGGAACUAACUAAAAUAAUGUUCAAGGUGAGACUUGUACAAUUUCUCUGGACACUGACGGGCUGUUAGCAGUCCCACCCCUCCCCCCUUCACGGACGAUGCUUCACAAUGUGUUUGGAACUUAUUUAGUAUAUAACUCAGGAUUAUCACAAUUAUAUAUCUAUAAAUAAAUAUUACUAUUCUGAAUCCAUCAUAUUGCUAGGAACAUGUUUGUUUAGCUAUACAGAUCUGUUAAUAUGUAAAUAGAUGUAUAUAAGUGUUCUGUCUUAUUUUAAAUUUGCAUCCACUCUUUCAGAGUGAUGUUUUUGUGAUAUUUGUCAAACUUUAAGAAAGGAAAGGAAUAAAAAAAAGUUUGUUUUUUUCACCUAAGUUAUGUAUUUAUAUAGUGUGGCAUUUGUGCUUGUCAUUGCUCAUAAAGCUUUGUUCAUGACCAAUUGAUGUAGAAACUGGUAUUUUAAUUCUAGGAGUUUUUCCUCGGCCAUAUAUGGGAACUUUACAGUAGUUUGUCGAUAUUUAUUUUCAUAGUUAAAUGUCUUGUUAGUUUAGGGAGAAAGAUAAAUAGUGCUGCCGGUGUUUUUUAAUUGCCAAAUAUUCAUUUAAUUGAUAUCCCAUUUUCCAUUACUCCAUGCACAUCCAAUAUACAGUUUCUUCCUAAUCUCUUGGUCUUUUGUUGUUAAAAGCUUUUGCAAUGUCAUAUUUGUGUUUUAGACAAUCUUCCAAAACCAUUACAUUUGUUUUCAUUUUUGUUUGCAUUGUAUAUUUAUGAUGUGAUGGGCUCCCAUUGAAGGUGUGGUUGUCAUUUCAUAAUACUGAAUAAUAGAAUACGUAUUAUAAUUUGAAUGUAAGAAUUAAUCUUAUCAGGACAUAAUACCUGGAAAUAGCUAUCAAUUAUUGCCUAUCACUGUUUGAUAUAUUUUUGAGUUUGAAAAAUUGUAGGUAGGUGUAGGUUCUGAAUGUUAUUUUCUUUGCUAUUUUGAUAGUUGCAAGUCUGCAUAAAAUUGCAGUAAGUUGUUUCUCAUGAAUAUAUAAAAACAAUUAUACAAGAUAAUACAGAAAUUAUUCAUCUUCCUGUGUUUCUAUACUGUUGGUUGCAGAACGCCAUUUGCUAAGAAAGUUCAAAACAUAUAAUCGUUUUCAUUGUCGUUUUCUUUCCAUCAUAAUGAAAAUAUACUCCAGUGGUUUCUUUAUGCAACAGAUUCACUAAAUUUUCAUUUGAUUAAAAUAAUCAUUAAUGACUAGUUUUGUGAUAGACAUUGCCUAUUUUAAUUUUCUUUUAAAGGAUAAAAGUAUUCGUUUUGGUGUAUGUAAUUUACUUAGGCAGAAGCUUAAUAACUUGCAUUUUUUAUAACAUUAGAAAAUACAUUAACCAUGAUUUAGUUCAAUAUUAUCUGUGGAUUUCUUUUUAAGAUUUAAUUUCUAUAAGGAAUUUAGUUUUUGGGUCAAAAUUUAUGUAUUGAAAUUUCUUGUGAAAAAAGAUUUUGUUAUUAAGUUCUGCCGAAAGUCAAUAAAGCAAUUUAAUUUUUUUUUGUAUGUUUUGUAAUAAUUUUAUAGUAAAAUGUGUUUAUGAAGUGAAAUAUAAGAAUACUUCAGUUUUCAGAGAAAACCAAUUUUUUAGGUCCUAAAAAUUUGUUUAUUUAAAUGUCAUAAAUUCCCUACCACUUCCAUUGUAUUUUUAAUUUCUUAGUCAUUAACUUUGAAACUUGUAUUUGUCUUUACUCUUAUCUCAAUAAAGUGUGGUGUGAAGUCUGAAGAAUGAGACCCUCAGCCCAUUGCAGCAUAAUGAAUAUUCGAAUGUGUCCAUGUGUAUCAUCUCAUUGGUUGAUUGUGAAUGGACUCCAACAUUCACUUGCAGUAUCCAGUUCGUAUUUUAAAGAUUGUGCAAAGCAGUGUCACUUGUCCGGGUUUACUUCCCCGAUGUGUGUAUAAUAAAUUCUUUUGUAAAUUUGUAUAGGCAUUGUACUUUAAUUAUCCAUAUUUUCAUUGACAAAGUAGUGAUGCAAUCGGGACACUUAGACCAUGGUUUUUAAAUUGUGUGCAAAUUGUUCCGUUUUCGAAUGCUAUGUCUAGAGUGCAAGGUUAUACUGGCUUGCUUGAAACUAGUGUGUUAACUUCAACAGUGCAGCUCAUAUAUUGUACAUUUUGUAUUUUUGUAUGUAUUGUAAAUAAUGGAAGAGAUGUUUUUUGAUAUUCAUAGCACCGUGACAAAAUCCCUGUUAAGUGUUGUAAAUAGAAACUGUAAGUUUCUUUUAAAAGAUUAAAAACUACUAGGAUAAGUGAGAUGUACACUUGACAAGAUUUGUGAUACUUAAGAAAAAGAAAUUCCUCAAUAUUGCCAUGUUUCUUGUAGCCAUUAAAAAAAAUAAUUCAUCUAUGUCAUUCAUUCUGUAUUUUGCAAGAAUUUCAAGGUGCUACAUAUUUCAUUUGUUAUACUCAUAGUCUAGAACCAAUGUAUAUGUUAUUUUAACUUUCUUAUCAAGUUGUAUUUUUAGCUUUUUACCCUAAUUGUGCAUGCUUGCACUUAAUUUGGGGGUGGAAUUAGAAAUUUGACCAAAAUUCUUGCAUUUUGUUGGAAUUUUUGAUAUUUUUUUUUAAAUUAUUGGUAUAGAAAAAAAAAUUAAUAAUGUUUUUUUAAACACUUCUUAUAAAAAUUUCUAAUUCUUAACGUACCUGUUUGAUUGGUAUAUUUUUAAUUCCCCCCUCCCUUCUCUAAUAAUUUUUUUUGAUUUAAGUUGGUUCCAUUUUCAUUUUAGCUCUAAAUUAAAUGAAGUAUAAACAGAUCAUCCGUUUUAGUGAUAUAUAACUCUUAUGCAUACUAAAGAAUAUGCUACCUUUAUGCAUUUAAUAUUGUCUUUGGAAACUUCAACUUGGUAUUAGAAUUAUUUUUAUUGAUGCUGUAGUAUUUAAUUUUUAUAAAUCGAAUUCAAGUUCUUAAUUGUUUAAAUCUUUGUUUUAUAAUUAGCAAUAGCCUUCUUUGGUACUAAUAAUGUUUAAAAAAUAGAGUAUAUAUUAAAAAAAUAUAUACUCUAUAUAUAAUAUAAAUAAUUCUGUUAUAUUUUCUUUCUGACUAUGGGAAAAAAGUUUCCAUUUUUUACCACUGUCAUGAUAGAUUUUUAAAAAACACCACUCUCACCUAAUACUAAAUCUUGCAAAGAGAGGUAUAGCUAAAUAACCUUGCUCUAUGUGAAUUUGUUGUUGACUUUUUCCAAAGAUCCAUUGUGAAUAAUUCCGACUUAAGUGUUGAUGUGCUGAUGUCAUUGUGAAGCAUCCAGAUGUAAAAAAAAAAAAAACAUUUCUUCGUGAAGGACUUUUGAAGACUGAGAUCCCGUUCUAGGUAUCCUAUGUUGGCCUCGUUGCAUGUUGUAUGAGCAACUUUGCAUUUCUCGAGGUUGUGUAAAAUAUGUUUUGUAUUUACUUACAAAAAAUGGAAAAUGCUGAUUGUAUCAUUGUAAAUAGCACUAUAGAUUCGCAUGCAAUUAAAACCAUCAGUUUGAUUGAAA
Messenger RNA from Argiope bruennichi, 6065 nucleotides. It is a transcript of the gene E(Pc), whose product is annotated as enhancer of polycomb homolog 1-like. Gene Ontology annotation, cellular component: piccolo histone acetyltransferase complex. Bases 259 to 2547 code for a protein of 762 amino acids. The record is from RefSeq and is a predicted model, not a curated record. Gene Ontology annotation, biological process: regulation of transcription by RNA polymerase II. The transcript has 15 exons. Lineage: Eukaryota; Metazoa; Arthropoda; Arachnida; Araneae; Araneidae.